Messenger RNA from Coregonus sp. 'balchen', 23002 nucleotides. The record is from the annotation of a GenBank genome assembly. NCBI's taxonomy places the organism in Eukaryota, Metazoa, Chordata, Actinopteri, Salmoniformes, Salmonidae.
AUGUACCAGCCUACCCCAACCCACACCACUCUGGACCUUCCCUGGCUCCAUGUACCAAACUACCCCAACCCACACCACUCUGGACCUUCCCUGGCUCCAUGUACCAGCCUACCCCAACCCACACCACUCUGGAUCUUCCCUGGCUCCAUGUACCAGCCUACCCCAACCCACACCACUCUGGAUCUUCCCUGGCUCCAUGUACCAGCCUACCCCAACCCACACCACUCUGGACCUUCCCUGGCUCCAUGUACCAGCCUACCCCAACCCACACCACUCUGGACCUUCCCUGGCUCCAUGUACCAGGCUACCCCAACCCACACCACUCUGGACCUUCCCUGGCUCCAUGUACCAGCCUACCCCAACCCACACCACUCUGGACCUUCCCUGGCUCCAUGUACCAGCCUACCCCAACCCACACCACUCUGGACCUUCCCUGGCUCCAUGUACCAGCCUACCCCAACCCACACCACUCUGGACCUUCCCUGGCUCCAUGUACCAGGCUACCCCAACCCACACCACUCUGGACCUUCCCUGGCUCCAUGUACCAGCCUACCCCAACCCACACCACUCUGGACCUUCCCUGGCUCCAUGUACCAGCCUACCCCAACCCACACCACUCUGGACCUUCCCUGGCUCCAUGUACCAGCCUACCCCAACCCACACCACUCUGGACCUUCCCUGGCUCCAUGUACCAGCCUACCCCAACCCACACCACUCUGGACCUUCCCUGGCUCCAUGUACCAGCCUACCCCAACCCACACCACUCUGGACCUUCCCUGGCUCCAUGUACCAGCCUACCCCAACCCACACCACUCUGGACCUUCCCUGGCUCCAUGUACCAGCCUACCCCAACCCACACCACUCUGGAUCUUCCCUGGCUCCAUGUACCAAACCUACCCCAACCCACACCACUCUGGACCUUCCCUGGCUCCAUGUACCAGCCUACCCCAACCCACACCACUCUGGACCUUCCCUGGCUCCAUGUACCAGCCUACCCCAACCCACACCACUCUGGAUCUUCCCUGGCUCCAUGUACCAGCCUACCCCAACCCACACCACUCUGGACCUUCCCUGGCUCCAUGUACCAGCCUACCCCAACCCACACCACUCUGGACCUUCCCUGGCUCCAUGUACCAGCCUACCCCAACCCACACCACUCUGGACCUUCCCUGGCUCCAUGUACCAGCCUACCCCAACCCACACCACUCUGGACCUUCCCUGGCUCCAUGUACCAGCCUACCCCAACCCACACCACUCUGGACCUUCCCUGGCUCCAUGUACCAGCCUACCCCAACCCACACCACUCUGGAUCUUCCCUGGCUCCAUGUACCAGCCUACCCCAACCCACACCACUCUGGACCUUCCCUGGCUCCAUGUACCAGCCUACCCCAACCCACACCACUCUGGACCUUCCCUGGCUCCAUGUACCAGCCUACCCCAACCCACACCACUCUGGACCUUCCCUGGCUCCAUGUACCAGCCUACCCCAACCCACACCACUCUGGACCUUCCCUGGCUCCAUGUAACCAGCCUACCCCAACCCACACCACUCUGGACCUUCCCUGGCUCCAUGUACCAGCCUACCCCAACCCACACCACUCUGGACCUUCCCUGGCUCCAUGUACCAGCCUACCCCAACCCACACCACCCACUCUGGACCUUCCCUGGCUCCAUGUACCAGGCCUACCCCAACCCACACCACUCUGGACCUUCCCUGGCUCCAUGUAUCAGCCUACCCCAACCCACACCACUCUGGAUCUUCCCUGGCUCCAUGUACCAGCCUACCCCAACCCACACCACUCUGGACCUUCCCUGGCUCCAUGUACCAGCCUACCCCAACCCACACCAACUCUGGACCUUCCCUGGCUCCAUGUACCAGCCUACCCCAACCCACACCACUCUGGAUCUUCCCUGGCUCCAUGUACCAGCCUACCCCAACCCACACCACUCUGGAUCUUCCCUGGCUCCAUGUACCAGCCUACCCCAACCCACACCACUCUGGACCUUCCCUGGCUCCAUGUACCAGCCUACCCCAACCCACACCACUCUGGAUCUUCCCUGGCUCCAUGUACCAGCCUACCCCAACCCACACCACUCUGGAUCUUCCCUGGCUCCAUGUACCAGCCUACCCCAACCCACACCACUCUGGAUCUUCCCUGGCUCCAUGUACCAGCCUACCCCAACCCACACCACUCUGGACCUUCCCUGGCUCCAUGUACCAGCUACCCCAACCCACACCACUCUGGACCUUCCCUGCUCCAUGUACCAGCCUACCCCAACCCACACCACUCUGGACCUUCCCUGGCUCCAUGUACCAGCCUACCCCAACCCACACCACUCUGGAUCUUCCCUGGCUCCAUGUACCAGCCUACCCCAACCCACACCACUCUGGACCUUCCCUGGCUCCAUGUACCAGCCUACCCCAACCCACAACCACUCUGGACCUUCCCUGGCUCCAUGUUACCAGCCUACCCCAACCCCACACCACUCUGGAUCUUCCCUGGCUCCAUGUACCAGCCCUACCCCAACCCACACCACUCUGGACCUUCCCUGGCUCCCAUGGAAGCAGCCUACCCCAACCCACACCACUCUGGAUCUUCCCUGGCUCCCAUGUACCAAGCCUACCCCAACCCACACCACUCUGGACCUUCCCUGGCGGCCAUGUACCAGACCUACCGCCAACCCACACCACUCUGGACCUUCCCUAGGCUCCAUGUACCAGCCUACCCCAACCCCACACACUCUGGGACCUUCCCUGGCCCAUGUACCAGCCUACCCCCAACCCACACCACUCUGGAUGCUUCCAUGGCUCCAUUACGGAGCCUAUACCCAACCACACCCAACUCUGGACCUUCCCUGGCUCCAUGUACCAGCCUAUCCCAACCCACAACCACUCUGGAUCUUCCAUGCUCAAUGUACCAGCCUACCCCAACCCAUACCACUCUGGAUCUUCCCUGGCUCCAUGUACAGCCUACCCCAACCACACCACUCUGGAUCUUCCCUGCUCCUGUACCAGCCUACCCCAAACCACACACUCUGGACUUCCCUGGCUCCAUGUACCAGCCUACCCAACCCACACCACUCUGGAAUCUUCCCUGGCUCCAUGUUGCAGCCUACCCCAACCCACCCACCUGGACCUUCCUGGCUCCAUGUAUCCAGCCUACCCCAACCCACAUCUGGACCUUCCCUGGCUCCAUGAGAGCCUACCCCAACCCACACACUCUGGAUCUUCCCUGGCUCCAUGUGACCAGCCUACCCCAACCCAAACUCUGGACUUCCCUGGCGCCAUGUCCAGCCUACCCCAACACCACACCACUGCUGGACCUUCCCUGGCUCCAUUACCAGCCUACCCCAACCCACCCACUCUGGAUCUUCCCUGGCUCCAUGUCCAGCCUACCCCAACCCACACCACUCUGGACCUCCCUGCUCCAUGUCCAGUCUACCCCAACCCACACCACUCUGGAUCUUCCUGGCUCCAUGUACCACCUACCCCACCCACACCACUCUGGAUCUCCCUGGCUCCAUGUACCAGGCUACCCAACCCACACCACUCUGGACCUUCCUGGCUCCAUGUCCAGCCUACCACCAACCCAACCCACUUGGAUCUUCCCUGGCUCCAUGUACAGCCUACCCCACCCACACCACUCGGAUCUUCCCUGGCUCCAGACCAGGCUACCCAACCCACACCACUCUGAUCUUCCCUGGCUCCAUGUACCAGGCUACCCCAACCCACACCACUCUGGACCUUCCCUGGCUCCAUGUACCAGCCUACCCCAACCCACACCACUCUGGACCUUCCCUGGCUCCAUGUAGCAGCCUACCCCGUGUGUAUAUAGCUGGUACUGGGGCUGUUACGGUGACCGUAUUACCGCCCCACCGGCGGUCACGGGUCAUGAAGCCAGUCAAAUUCCACGUGACCGUAGAGUCACAGUAAUCUCCCCUCUUAUGCACUCUGGACUAACGACCGCCGGGCCGCUAAUGGCUUGGUACUAAGCUCUAUUGUCCCCCUCACCUCUCUGACAUCAGUGCAAUUGAAAAUUACAUCAUAAUUAUCAUAACAGUAUCAUGCUUUUUAAAACUCACUUCACUGUGAUUGAUCAAUUUGAAGAAAGAAGUUCAACAACAGAUUGAAACUGAGUGAAAAACAUGGUCGUUGUUUCAAAGCUAAACACAAAGAAAUUGAGAGGUUUCUAAGGCGAUGAUUAAUUCAAAACACGCAUGUUAGAGCCAUUGCAUAGGCAUAUAUAUAUAUAUAUAUGAGCCCAAGCCUUUAUUUAUUUAUUUAUUUAUUUAUUUAUUUAUUUAUAUACAAUGCUCAAAAAAAAUAAAGGGAACACUUAAACAACACAAUGUAACUCCAAGUCAAUCACACAUCUGUGAAAUCAAACUGUCCACUUAGGAAGCAACACUGAUUGACAAUACAUUUCACAUGCUGUUGUGCAAAUGGAAUAGACAACAGGUGGAAAUUAUAGGCAAUUAGCCAGACACCCCCAAUAACGGAAUGGUUCUGCAGGUGGUGACCACAGACCACUUCUCAGUUCCUAUGCUUCCUGGCUGAUGUUUUGGUCACUUUUGAAUGCUGGCGGUGCUUUCACUCUAGUGGUAGCAUGAGACGGAGUCUACAACCCACACAAGUGGCUCAGGUAGUACAGCUCAUCCAGGAUGGCACAUCAAUGCGAGCUGUGGCAAGAAGGUUUGCUGUGUCUGUCAGCGUAGUGUCCAGAGCAUGGAGGCGCUACCAGGAGACAGGCCAGUACAUCAGGAGACGUGGAGGAGGCCGUAGGAGGGCAACAACCCAGCAGCAGGACCGCUACCUCCGCCUUUGUGCAAGGAGGAGCAGGGGGAGCACUGCCAGAGCCCUGCAAAAUGACCUCCAGCAGGCCACAAAUGUGCAUGUCUGCUCAAACGGUCAGAAACAGACUCCAUGAGGGUGGUAUGAGGGCCCGACGUCCACAGGUGGGGGUUGUGCUUACAGCCCAACACCGUGCAGGACGUUUGGCAUUUGCCAGAGAACACCAAGAUUGGCAAAUUCGCCACUGGCGCCCAGUGCUCUUCACAGAUGAAAGCAGGUUCACACUGAGCACAUGUGACAGACGUGACAGAGUCUGGAGCCGCCAUGGAGAACCUUCUGCUGCCUGCAACAUCCUCCAGCAUGACCGGUUUAGCGGUGGGUCAGGUGUGGGGUGGCAUUUCUUUGGGGGGCCGCACAGCCCUCCAUGUGCUCACCAGAGGUAGCCUGACUGCCAUUAGGUACCGAGAUGAGAUCCUCAGACCCCUUGUGAGACCAUAUGCUGGUGCGGUUGGCCCUUGGUUCCUCCUAAAGCAAGACAAUGCUAGACCUCAUGUGGCUGGAGUGUGUCAGCAGUUCCUGCAAGAGGAAGGCAUUGAUGCUAUGGACUGGCCCGCCCGUUCCCCAGACCUGAAUCCAAUUGAGCACAUCUGGGACAUCAUGUCUCGCUCCAUCCACCAACGCCACGUUGCACCACAGACUGUCCAGUGAGUUGGGCGGAUGCUUUAAUCCAGGUCUGGGAGGAGAUCCCUCAGGAGACCAUCCGCCACCUCAUCAGGAGCAUGCCCAGGCGUUUGUAGGGAGGUCAUACAGGCACGUUGAGGCCACACACACUACUGAGCCUCAUUUUGACUUGUUUUUAAGGACAUUACAUCAUAGUUUGGAUCAGCCUGUAGUGUGGUUUUUCCACUUUUAAUUUUGAGGUUGACUCCAAUCCAGACCUCCAUGGGUUGAUAAAUUUGAAUUUCCAUUGAUAAUUUUUGUGAUUUUGUUGUCAGCCACAUUCACUAUGUAAAGAAAAAAGUAUUUAAUAAGAUUAUUUCAUUCAUUCAAUUCUAGGAUAUGUUGUUUAAGGGUUCCCAUGUUAUGUAUAAUAUAUAUGUUGUACUAUAUAUGUGUAUGUGUGUGUGUGUGUGUGUGUGUGUGUGUGUGUGUGUGUGUGUGUGAUGUGUGGUUGUGUGUGUCGUGUUGUGAUGGUGUGGUGUGUGUGUGUGUGUGUGUGUUGUGUGUGUGUGUGUUGUGUGGUGUUGUGUGUGCUGUGUGGUGUGUGUUGUGUGUGUGUGGUGUGUGUGUGUGUGUGUGGUGUGUGUGUGGGGUGUGUGUGUGUGGUGGUGUGUGUGUGUGUGGUUGUGUGGUGUGUGUGGUGUGUGUGUGUGUGUGGUGUUGUAGUGUGUGUGUGUGUGUGUGUGUGUGUGUGUGUGUGUGUGGCCGGAUCCUGGUCUGUCUGUCUGUAUGUCUGUCUGUCUGUGUCUGUCUGUCUCCCUCUCUCUCUCUCUCUCUCUCUCCCUCUCUCUCUCUCUCUCUCUCCCUCCUCUUCUUUCUUCCUUUUUCCCUCGCCUUGCCCCUCUGCCAUUGUGCCCUACCCCCUACCAUAGUCUACUGCAUAUUACUCGUGGCAGAAAAACAUAAAACCCAACUGAUUUUAAGAUGUCUUUGGUCCAUAAUUGGUUUAGCAGAUUUUUGAUGGUUGCUAUAAAACCGGAGUAGUCUACCCGGCAUGAUUUGAUAUGAUCGCUUGAUGAGAGAACAAGUUUUUUAUUAUUUUAUUUUUUUGCGGCUUUCUCAAAUCAUCAAUAACCUGUCGUCGCAUCAUGCAGCCCGUAUAUGUUUUGAUUUCUAAGAAAUUCUAAGGUUUGUAUCAUUCACAACUAAACUAAAAGUAACUAAGUCUAGCAUAUAGGACCUGUUUCUAAUGAUCACUUUUAUGCUCAACAUAGCCACUUCAUACGCACACUCGCUCCAGAAUGGGAAAAAUAUUCAUUUCUAUUUUAAAUUAUUAUUAUAAUAAAAUCAUAUCAAAUAAUGGCUUGGGACGUAUAAGCGUAUAUUGUCAGCUAAAUGAACAAGCCUCCAGCCUAUGGCACGGAGCACAGCCAGAUAACAUACAGUAGGCCAACUCAUAUUCUGUUCUUCUGAAAAAACAUUUUCUUCAUAUCAUAAUAUUUCUUUAGGCCUGCCUAAAAUAAUGGAUUUAUUGUGAUGGUGUAUAUUAAAUGGAUUUACUAGACUUUUAAAAAUGUGAUGUUCCAAAGGCGUACAUCAGCGUGUGGACAAUAACUGGCUGACAAUGUUUCAUGACCGCCACAGCCCUGAUGACUCAUGGCUGAUAAUCUGUGUGCGUAACUUGUGUGUGUGUGUGUGUGAAAGCUCUCCGUGCCUUAAUGCUGUGCUUCCCUCCUCCUCCUCCUCCUCCUGUCCCUCCUCCUCCUCCUCCUCCUCCUCCUCCUCCUCCUGUCCCCCCCCCUCCUCCUCCUCCUCCUCCUGUCCCUCCUCCUGUCCCCCUCUCCCCUCUUCUCUCACCUCCCCUCUCACCUCUCCUCUCCCCUCCCCCUCACCUCUUCUCUCCCCUCCCCCUCUCACCUCUUCUCUCCCCUCCCCCUCUCACCUCUUCUCUCCCCUCCCUCUCACCUCUCCUAAUCUCCCCUCCCUCCCCGUGUCUCUGCUUUGCCCAUUAGAUGAGUCAGACCCAGAGCAGUCCACUGAGUCCUGGGGAGAGUGUGAGGGGAGGUUAGUGACUCCCUGCAGGAUGUUCUCAGCAGGUAACUGUACUGCAGCCCGGGUCCUCUAGACGCGCGUCGGAGUGUAUGUGGGUGCAGCCUGGGUCCUCUAGACGCGCGUUGGAGUGUAUGUGGGUGUCUUGUCUCCACGUAGUGACUUCAGCACGUCAUGUAGCCCCCCCCCAGUGUCUGCUAUGCUGUAAACACACACGCUGUGUGCACAUGUGGUGUGUGUGUGUGUGUGUGUGUGUGUGUGUGUGUCUUGUCCGGGAUCAGCCCUGUCCUGCUACUCAGUCACAUCACGUCAGGUCUACCCCCACGCUGCUAUGCUACACUGUAAACACACACACCUGUCUCAUGCUGCAUCUCCUCCCUGCCUGCUCUCUAUGGCUUGCUAGCUAUCUCACCUCACGCAUGUCUUUAUGUUGUUGGCUUGAUCGUGUUAUUAGUGAUGAAGAGGGGAUUCCAAGGAGCUAAACACUUUGCUGGCUACAGAGAGUGAUUGUCUUUACCCCCCCCCCCUGCUAACAGUUUUUUUGCGCGUGAUGGAGAUAUAUGGUGCAAAAGAUGGGGAGGGGGAGGGGGAGGGGAGGGACCCCUGCAUCACUUUAUUGCAUCACAUUUGUUGUUGAUGAUGAUGAUGAUGAUGAUGAUGAUGAUGAUGAUGAUCUUGACUGCAUCCCAAAUGGCACUGUCCCUGUAUAUAGUGCACUACUUUUGACCAGGCUCCAUAGGGCUCAGGUGCAGUAUAUAGGCUGGGAAUAGGGUGCAAUUUGGGAUGAACACCUUGCUGGUUUAGAGAUGUGUGUAUUUGUCUGGUUUCUAAGUCUAACCCUGUUGUCUGUCCUAACUCUGUCUGUAGAUAAAGACGGCCCGGAUAAGAAGAAAAACAAGAAGGAGUCUGGGGGAAGUAAGAAGGUCCCGGUCAAUCUUCUGUUUGGCUACCCGCUGUCUGAACGCAAGCAGAUGGCCCUACUGAUGCAGAUGACCGCCAGGGACAACAGCCCAGGUUAGUCAAACACUUUCAUGCCCCGUCUCCUCUCCCUCUCUCUUACCGUCUCCUCUCCCUCUCUCCCUCUCUCUUACCGUCUCCUCUCCCCUCUCUCCUUACACGUCUCCUCUCCCUCUCUCUUACCGUCUCCUCUCCCUCUCUCUUACCGUCUCCUCUCCCUCUCUCUUACCUUCUCCUCUCCCUCUCUCUUACCGUCUCCUCUCCCCUCUCUCUUACCGUCUCCUCUCCCCUCUCUCUUACCGUCUCCUCUCCCUCUCUCUUACCGUCUCCUCUCCCUCUCUCUCUUACCGUCCCUCUCCUCUCUACCGUCUCCUCUCCCUCUCCUUACCGUCCCUCUCUCUCUACCGUCUCCUUCGUCCUCUCCUCUUUACCGUCUCCUCUCCUCUCUCUCUUACCGUUCCUCUCCCUCUUACCGCUCCUCUCUCUCCUCUCUCCCUCUCUCUACCGUCUCCUCUCCCUCCUCCUCUCUCUUACCGUCUCCUCUCUCCCUCCUCUCUUACGUUCCUCUCCCCUCUCUCUUUACUUACCGUCUCCUCUCCCUCUAUCCUUUAUAACCGUCUCCUCUCCCUCUCUCUUAACCGUCCCUCUCCCUCAUCCCCUCUCUCUUAACCGUCUCCUCGCCCUCUCUCUUAACCGUCUCCUCUCCCCCUCUCUUACUUACCGUCUCCUCUCCCUCUCCUCCGUUACCGUCCCUCUUCCCUCUCCUCUUACCUCUCUUACCGUCUCCUCCUCCCGCCCUCUCCUACCGUCUCCUCUCCCUCCUCUUAACCGUCUUCCCCCUCCUCCCUCCGCUUACCCCCCUUACCGUCGCCUCUCCCGCUCCUCUCUUAAACCGUCUCCUCUCCCUCUCUUCUUACCGUCUCCUCCUCCCUCUCUCUUACAGUCUCCUCCUCCCUCUCCCUCUUACCUAACCGUCCCCUCUCCCUCUCUCUUACAACCGUCCUCCCUCCCCUCUCUCUUAUUACCGUCUCCUCUCCCUCUCUCUUACCGUCUCCUCUCCUCUCUCCCUCUCUCUUACCGUCUCCUGUCCUCUUAUCAGCCUUUAGGGAUGUGGAUUAUUACUAUAGUUAUCAUAAGGAUGAGUCAUAAUGCCAAACAACAGCUUUAAAGAUAAUGGACCUCCCAGUUACCAGAAACAUCAACAGAUUUAUUUUUCUCUGUUGAGUCAUUUCGUUUGGUUGAGUGUUACUUAAUCUCUCGUCCAACUCUUUCUCUCUCCCUCUCCUCCUCAGACUCGACCCCCAGCCACCCGUCCCAGGCCCCCCCGGUGCAGAAGAAGCCCCCCAGCAGCUCGGCCUCCAGAGCGAGGGACAAGGUGAACAAGAGGAACGAGCGUGGCGAGACGCCGCUACACAUGGCGGCCAUACGAGGGGACGCCGAGCAUGUCAAGGAGCUCAUCAGCCUCGGGGCUGACGUCAACAUUAAAGACUUUGCAGGUAAAAGAACACCUGACCACCCUUGAUACAACUAUAAGGGUCUAUAGUGCAGAGAUUUGCAGAAGUGUUGAGGAUUCAACACAGUUUAUACUAAAUGUUAUGUUGCCCAGUGGUACUUGUUUAAAUGUAUCCCAUAGAAACAAUGAAUCAAAGUAGGUUAGGUUUAUCAAGUAGGUUAGGUUAGUACUGUGUAGUUUGGAAAACUAUUUGUCAUUACCGUAAAAUAAAAUACAACCUCCUGUUUCUUUGUCAGGCUGGACGCCCCUUCACGAGGCGUGUAACCUUGGUUUCUACGACGUGGCGAAGGUUCUGAUCGCGGCCGGCGCAGAAGUCAACACCCAGGGUCUGGAUGACGACACGCCGCUCCACGAUGCCUCCAGUAGUGGACAUACAGACGUACGUUUGCUACUGCUACUCAUCCCUCCCUCCCUCCCGCUCGCUCUAUAUACCGGGGGACCUUGGAUUUUUAAGAUUCAAGUUGAGAACUGACUAAUUCUGUCAACUAACCAUCGACCCAGUAGUAAUGAUAAUACAACACGUUAUUUUCUGCGUUUUCUUAUUUUGUAAUUCUGUUAAAGUCAGGCGUUUCCACCCUUUAGGUGUUUGUUCAGGACCUUAACGGGUUCGCUGACCACUUGUCCUGUUCUCUUCCAUCUAGAUUGUGAAGCUGCUGCUGAGACAUGGAGGGAAUGCGUUCCAGGCCAACAGGCGAGGGGAGCGACCCGUAGACGUAGCUGAUUCCCAGGAGCUGAAGCUUCUCCUAAAGGGAGAGGUGCCCCUCUCAGACGCAGAGGAUAGCUCCUCAGGUAUGGUGUCCUGUAGAGGAUAGCUCCUCGGGGAUGGUGUCCUGUAGAGGAUAGCUCCUCGGGGAUGGUGUCCUGUAGAGGAUAGCUCCUCAGGUAUGGUGUCCUGUAGAGGAUAGCUCCUCGGGGAUGGUGUCCUGUAGAGGAUAGCUCCUCAGGUAUGGUGUCCUGUAGAGGAUAGCUCCUCGGGUAUGGUGUCCUGUAGAGGAUAGCUCCUCGGGGAUGGUGUCCUGUAGAGGAUAGCUCCCCAGGUAUGGUGUCCUGUAGAGGAUAGCUCCUCGGGGAUGGUGUCCUGUAGAGGAUAGCUCCUCUGGGAUGGUGUCCUGUAGAGGAUAGCUCCUCGGGGAUGGUGUCCUGUAGAGGAUAGCUCCUCGGGGAUGAUGUCCUGUAGAGGAUAGCUCCUCGGGGAUGGUGUCCUGUAGAGGAUAGCUCCAAGGGGGAUGGUGUCCUGUAGAGGAUAGCUCCUCGGGGAUGGUGUCCUGUAGAGGAUAGCUCCUCGGGGAUGGUGUCCUGUAGAGGAUAGCUCCAAAGGGGGAUGGUGUCCUGUAGAGGAUAGCUCCAAAGGGGGAUGGUGUCCUGUAGAGGAUAGCUCCAAAGGGGGAUGGUGUCCUGUAGAGGAUAGCUCCAAAGGGGGAUGGUGUCCUGUAGAGGAUAGCUCCAAGGGGGAUGGUGUCCUGUAGAGGAUAGCUCCAAGGGGGGAUGGUGUCCUGUAGAGGAUAGCUCCAAGGGGGGAUGGUGUCCUGUAGAGGUGUGUUUUUAUCAUAUAUUUUCAAAAGUAAAGGUGUGUGUUAUAGAUCUCCCCAUAUGGCCAUUUACCUUUUUAAUCAAACUUGAUUAGAAACAAGGUUGUAAUCGUUCUGUGUUCCUCAACCGAGUAGCUGUGCCACUAGAGAUCCUGGUUAGAAUCCAGGCUCUGUCGUAGCCGGCCACGACCGGGAGACCCAUUGGGCGGCACACAAUUGGCCCAGCGGGGCAAUUGGCCCGGUAGGGGAGGGAAUGGCCGGCAGGGAAUGUAGCUCAGUUGGUAGAGCAUGGCGUUUGCAACGCCAGGGUUGUGGGUUCGAUUCCCACGGGGGGCCAGUAUGAUAUAAAAAAAUAACACUGGCGAUCAAACAAGAUUUUAAUUCCUCUAUUUUCCUCUGUUCUCUCUACAGAGUCAGAAGGCCCUCUGUCGGUGAACCCCUCCAGUGUGGACGUUGAUGACGACAACCUGGAUGACUCUGACGUGGAAAAGGACUCUGACGGAAAGCAGAGCACCGUGAAGGCCUCAUCCUCCAUGUCUGGCCUGGACGAGUAUGAGUUCAAAGACGAGGAGGAAGAGGAGGACCUGAGUAAAGCCCUGAACGACCGACACAUCCUCCGGAGAGAGCUGAGGCAGAGGGAGAAAGAGGAGAAGGAGAGGAAUCAUUUGGCGAAGCAGAGCGGUAAAGGGAACGGGAGCGGCUCGGUCCAGUCCUCUAAGUCUAAGAAGACAAAGACGUCGUCCCGCGUCCUGUAUUGCAGCUCGGAUAGUUCCAGUGAUGAGAUGGAGAUGCCAACAGAGAGAAGGAGCUCUCCGACCUGCUCUCAACGGCUCGGAGGGACACAAGGCGUCAGACGCCAGCAGGACUAAGAAGGAGAACGUCGGCAGCCUCACGUUUUCCGAACAGAAAGACAAAAGCAGCAAAGUCAAGAAGAAGAACAAGAGCAAGAACAAGGAGAACCAGGAGGACGGGAAGGAGAACAGCAAAGCUCUGGUGUCGGAGACACACACGGACAAGAACAGCCGAGGACUCUGUGGGGACGAGGACUCGUUCAAGAUCUCCUUCAGUCCCAAGGACGACUCGUCCGUCCACCUCUUCCACCUGUCCGCCACCGUCAACUCCCCCAAGCUCAACUACGGCCUGGCCGACAAGCAGCCGUCUUCUAACCCGCUCAAACAGGAGAACGCCAAGAUGACGUGCGUCUCGAUUGCCGAAGGCCCCUGUCCGCCGGAUGGUGUCAAGUACAACCACUACAACCCAGAGUCCGAGUUCUGCAUGGAAAGCUCCAGUAGUAAGGGCUGCAAGCACAAGGAGAAGAGCAAGCACCACCAGAAGGACGUCACCGUGGACUGUAGUGUUGGUGGUGGGGGGGUGGAUGGAGGCUCCAGUCUGAAUAAUAAAGAAGGCAGCGUUGCCAACAGUGUGGACAGCUCUGAGGGUGGUGCCUUACAGAAGACGGACAAAGAUGGCAAAGUGGUCAAAAAGCAUAAACUAAAACACAAGGAGAAGGACAACCACAUCGGGGAGUAUGAGGCGGACAGGGAGAGGAACCGCCACCGGCAGAAGGAGGGAGGCAGGAAGGACGGCCACAGGAACCUCGAGUUCGACAGGGAGUUCUGGAAAGAGAACUUCUUCAAUGAUGACGAACCUCUGCCUCCAGGGAAAAUGGAGAGCGAGACCGAGAGGGAGGACGGCAGAUCUCCUCAGAAGACCUCGACAUCGGACGGCAGAUCUCCAGAGAAGACCUCGACAUCGGACGGCAGAUCUCCAGAGAAGACCUCGACAUUGGACGGCAGAUCUCCUCAGAAGACCUCGACAUUGGACGGCAGAUCUCCUCAGAAGACCUCGACAUCGAACGGCUCUCCUGAAGAGAGAGGGACGAAAGAAAAACGCCUCUCUAGCAGCAAAGAGACGAGGAGAGAGGAGCAAGAGAAGGAUAAAGACAAGGUGGUGAUGAAAGAGAGGAAGGAAACCUCUGCUGUCUGUAAAGAGGAGAAGGGAGGAAAGGAUGGGAAGCCCAGUGAGCUUGAGGAGAGGACAGAGUGCCUCAGCUCCAGCUCUGGACGGACUACCUCUGUUCCUGACGAGACACAGCAUAACGCUGCAAGCGUGAAAGAUGAACUGGAGGAUAAACCAGUAACGGGGACCAUGUCUGCGGCUGAUCUAGACCAACUGGAUGCCUCUGAGAAAGACCAGCGGGACAAAUCCGACAGGAGGCCUUCUGUAAAGGAACGGGAGACUGAAAAGACUGAUAAAAAGCAUCCCGAUAAGGAGAAGAAGGUCAAGAUGGAGCACCUGGAGAAAUCAGAGAAUUCACAGAAUUCCAUGGAUCGCUGGAGGGAGAAGGAGAGGGUGGCGUCUGGCUCGUCUCAUUCGUCCCCUGGUGACAAGAACCACAGAGAGAGCGAAAAGCUCAGAGCCUCGUCCACAAAAAAACACGAGGAGAGCAAGGACAAGAAGAGCAAAGAGAAGCCAGAUAAAAGGAUCUGCAGGGAGAGGGAGUACAGCGGAGGAGAGAACAGAGACAGGAUAGGCUGUGACAACAAAGGAAAACCACCUUCAGAGAAAUUCACUGAUCACAGUAAAUCGGAAAAGGACAAAGACAAAGACUGCGAUAAGAAGAAAAGAGAAAAAUCUAAAGACGGCUCAUUUUCCUCCAGCUCUAACCUGAAGCUCCCAUUGGAAGAGAAGAAAGGCUACGUGACUGAAAGUGGCAAGACCACACAAGCAAAACUACUAAAGGAGGAAGUCCCAGAGAAAGACGGAGACCGACGAGACAGAGAAUCCAGAGACUCUGACCGGCACAGAGAUCGGGACAAGGACAAAGAGCGUCUCAAGGGCGACAAGGACCGUUCCAAGGAGGUUAGCAAGGCCUCUAAGACCAAACCCAACGAGACCGAGACUGACCGAGACAACAGGUCCAAAGCUAAAGCCUCGCCUGCCACCCGGGAAGAGAAGCGGCCCAAAGAGAAACGUCUGGUCAAUGAGGACCUGAGGCAGACCAGCUUCGAACGCAUGCUGAGUCUGAAGGACCAGGAGAUUGAACAGUGGCACCGGAAGCAUCUAGAAAAGAUCAAACAGAAGGAGAGGGAGAGGAUGAAACAACGACCCUCCUCUACGACGACAGACCCAGGGAAGCUCAAAAGCAAAGCCAAGACGAUGUCCUUGUCUUCUGGAGAACAGUGUUCGAGCAAAGAGCUGCUUCGCUCCGAAAGCUCUGGCGACGCUCACGGCCGGGACCUUGACAAACCCAUGAAGGAGAGCACCAGCUCCAGGACCAUGUCCCUGGACGGGAAGAUACUCUCAUCCCUCAGUGGGAAGUUGAUGCCUGGUAUGGAGAACAGCUUGAGCAGGUCCCCCAGGCCGGAGAGCGAGCGGUCGGGUCUCAUGUCCAGGUCCGUGUCCAUGUUCUCUGUGGCCAGUUCUGAGGAUUCCUGUCAGGCAACCAUGCUGACGCCGAGACCCGUAGAGUACGACUCGGAUAUGACCCUGGAAGCCUCCCAGGACUCUCAGCCGCCUUUCCUCCAGUGUUCCCUCCUCUCACGGUCUAGAUCGCCUUCCGUUCACGACAAAGACUACAACGGUCUUCCAGACUCGGUGCAAGGUAACAGAACUCCGCUGCAGAGCCGACACACUUCCCCCUACCUUAUGGCUAUUCUGGAUGAGGACGCAAACUCUGCGACGGCAGGUAAACCUUUUGAAACUCUGUCAAAGGCCAGUGUGGUGCCAGCUGCUCAACCCAGUGAAGAGCCUUCAAGUGUUCAGCUUCUUUCAGAAACCUGUGCAGAUCCAGAGGAGAGCCAGAGUCAAAGGGGUCCUACUCAGAUGCUUCCAAAUUUCCCUAAUGCAAGAGCCGAUGCAGAUCUCAACACUGAGAGUGAAGGGAACACCACUCCAAGAACAGAUGCAGAUCUCAACACUGAGAGUGAAGGGAACUCCGCUCCAAGAACAGAUUUAGAGCUCAACACUGAGAGUGAAGGGAACUCCGCUCCAAGAACAGAUGUAGAUCUCUUCACUGAGAGUGAAGGGAACUCCGCUCCAAGAACAGACGCGGAUCUCAACACUGAGAGUGAAGGGAACACCGCUCCAGGUGUCCAUCUCCCACCUCAAGUGUCCAACACCGGAGACCCUCACGUAAAGGACUCCUCAACACUUCAGCAGGCUGGUGUCCCACAGCUAGCAACACCAGCACAGAGAGGGUCUUCUUCCACCUCUGGCCCUCUCCUAAUACGGGACGUACGGUGUAUCCCUGUAGAGACCUCCAGUGCGGAGCCUGAAUGUAGUAGGAAGGAGCUGCCCUCUGAGGACACGGUGGCGUCGUCAUCUCUCUCCUCUCGACCACCGUUCUCAUCUCUCUCUGCUAGCCAGUCAUGGCAAACCCUUCCAAACGACCAGUAUGGUGACCUCCCAGCAGAUGCAGACGGAGACUGAUCCAUCUCUGGCUCUCGAUCCUAAAGAUAAAGCUCCAGUUGAGAGUGCAGCCAGCAGCGCUGAAAACAGAGCAGCUGUAGAGGGCCUUGAGAGUGCGUUAGUAGCGUCUAGACAGGUAUGGAUGGACAACCCAAGUAGCGUCCACCAGCGCACGCACACCACCCAGUGCUAGCACAGAGGAGUCUGUGCACAGUGCUGGUAGACCCAAUGAAUCUCAAGAGGACAUGGACACUAACGCAAGCAUUCAGGACUGUAAGCAAUCCAGAUUCUCCGGUGAAGACGUCGGUUCCGGUGAUCCUCGGCCGGACAAAAACGAUAAUGCUAGCCAGCAUACACCAUCCACCGUGUCGCGCUGCCCGAGCCCUGAACACAAAUCAGAAGAAACUUCUGAUGCACCCGACUGCGCAUUGGAGAAGAACAGGGAUCCUGAGGCCAUGUCAACAGGAAGGGUUAGUUGUUGGUCUUCAUCAGAGGGCAGCAAUAUGGUCACCGUCCCAGAGGUGAAAUCAGAGCCAUGCCCAGAGCCAAUGGAUGUGGCUUCUAUCUCCGAGGAGAGAUCAGAAGGACAGACUCUCUUGACUGCUGGAUCAGACCAGACCCAGAGUGCUUGUGGACAGUGUAGUAACUUCCAGCAGGGCUCUCAGACAGACCAGAGCGGUAGUGGUGGUAGUUACAGCAGCAGUGGGGUCUCUGCUAGCUCUUCGCCCCAGUCAGGGGACAGAGACUCUGACUCCUCCGGGGCUAAGGCCAAGGUCCGCUCCCUAACCAUAGAGGAGGGCCAGGACGUCCAGCAGACCCACCCCAGGAAGAGGAAAAUGCCCAGGACGUCUACCUCAAACCAGGCCAGAGGCAGCACACAACAGGUGGGUUCCUCUGGAGGAUAGGAUAAGGAGAGGUUGGAGGGAGGGAAGGAAUAGAGGGAUGGGUGUAUGGUUGAGAGGGAAUGAGGUUUAGUAGGGUAGGUUUAGUGAAGGAGGGAUACUGGAGCGGUAGGUUUAGUGAAGGAGGGAUACUGGAGCGGUAGGUUUAGUGAAGGAGGGAUGCUGGAGUGGUAGGUUCCUCUACCUUAUCGUAUGUCACCUCUACCUUAUCUUACUGUAUGUCUCCCUCUACCUUAUCUCAAGCAUCAGGGAUGGGUAUGUUCAGGAAUGAGUUUUACUGCCGUAUGUUUAUACUUAGUACUGGACGGAUGUUAUCGGCCUUAUCUGACCAGUAGUUCCUCUACCUUAUCUUACUGUAUGUUUCCUUUGCCUUAUCUUACUGUAUGUCUCCUCUACCUUAUCUCACCGUAUGUCUCCUCUACCUUAUCUCACCGUAUGUCUCCUCUACCUUAUCUUACUGUAUGUCUCCUCUACCUUAUCUCACCGUAUGUCUCCUCUACCUUAUCUCACCGUAUGUCUCCUCUACCUUAUCUUACUGUAUGUCUCCUCUACCUUAUCUCACCGUAUGUCUCCUCUACCUUAUCUUACUGUAUGUCUCCUCUACCUUAUCUCACCGUAUGUCUCCUCUACCUUAUCUUACUGUAUGUCUCCUCUGCCUUAUCUUACCAUAUGUCUCCUCUACCUUAUCUUACCAUAUGUUCCUCUACCUUAUCUACACUGUAUUCUACCUCUACCUUAUCUCACCGUAUGUCUCCUCUACCUUAUCUACUUAUGUCUCCUCUACCUUAUCUCACCGUAUGUCUCCUCUACCUUAUCUACCUAUGUCUCCUCUACCUUAUCUCACCGUAUGUCUCCUCUACCUUAUCUACCGUAUGUCUCCUCUACCUUCUCACCGUAUGUCUCCUCUACCUUCUCACCGUAUGUCUCCUCUACCUUAUCUCACCGUAUGUCUCCUCUACCUUAUCUCACGUAUGUCUCCUCUACCUUAUCUCACGUAUGUCUCCUUACCUAUCUCACGUGUUCUUACUUAUUACUGUAUGUCUCCUCUGCCUUAUCUCACCGUAUGUCUCCUCUACCUUACCUUACUGUAUGUCUCCUCUACCUUCUCACCGUAUGUCUCCUCUACCUUACCUUACCGUAUGUCUCCUCUGCCUUAUCUCACCGUAUGUCUCCUCUACCUUAUCUUACUGUAUGUCUCCUCUACCUUAUCUCACCGUAUGUCUCCUCUACCUUAUCUUAACGUAUGUCUCCUCUACCUUAUCUCACCGUAUGUCUCCUCUACCUUACCUUACUGUAUGUCUCCUCUACCUUCUCACCGUAUGUCUCCUCUACCUUACCUUACUGUAUGUCUCCUCUACCUUACCUUACCGUAUGUCUCCUCUGCCUUAUCUCACCGUAUGUCUCCUCUACCUUAUCUUACCGUAUGUCUCCUCUACCUUACCUUACUGUAUGUCUCCUCUACCUUCUCACCGUAUGUCUCCUCUACCUUACCUUACCGUAUGUCUCCUCUGCCUAAUCUCACCGUAUGUCUCCUCUGCCUUAUCUUACCAUAUGUCUCCUCUACCUUAUCUUACCAUAUGUCUCCUCUACUUUAUCUUACCAUAUGUCUCUUCUCGUCUUUGCUCAGGGGAAGGAGACGCCUCAGCAGUCUCUGGCGGCCAUCGUUGACUCUCUGAAGCUGGAGGAGAUUGAGCCGUACCAGACAGAGAGGGCCAACCCUUACUACGAGUUCCUGCACAUCCGCAAGAAGAUCGAGGAGAAGCGCAAAGUGCCUGCUGAGCGUCAUCCCCCAGCCGCCACAGUAUUACGACGAAUACGUGACGUUUACAGGAUCUUACCUGCUAGGACGGGAACCCGCUCGGCAAACUCUGUAUUCCAACAGUGAGUCUGGAGUUCUGUUCAUCAACUCUCAUCUAUUCAUCUUCACUCUGAUCUGUUCAUCUGUUCAUCUCCCCAUCUGUCUUCCCUUCCUCUGUAUUCCAACAGUGAGUCUGGAGUUUGAUCAUUAUAGGGUUCGGUGCUCCUUGACUAAAAAGCUCUAUUGACAACCUUUUAAGGAUCUGACCCCUUUUUUUCAAUUUUCGCCUUAAAUGACAUACCCAAAUCUAACUGCCUGUAGCUCAGGACCUGAAGCAAGGAUAUGCAUAUUCUUGAUAUCAUUUGAAAGGAAACACUUUGAAGUUUGUGGAAAUUUGAAAUUAAUGUAGGAGAAUAUAACAUUAGAUCUGGUAAAAGAUAAUACAAACCAAAAAACAUGUUUUUGAUUUUUUGUGAUGUAGGAAUCUAGAUGUAAUUUAGUUUGCCAGGAGUUUUCCCAAAUGUGCCGAAUUAGUUUUCAAGUACAUAACUAUAGAGAACAUACAUUUUGUAUUACCAUAGCAUUUUUGUAAGUUUGCACACACUCCCUGGAAUGUCAUAAAUGAUGGAUCAUUGGCUUUCCUAUAGAAAAUACACUAACCUUAACACAUCUAGAUGGCCGGGCGGGGUGGGUGUGGAGUCAGAGGUCAAACUGUAUACAUUUUAAUAUAAAAAUGUAUUUUUCAAACAAAACUACACUACAUUUUAUCUCUGGGACCUUCAGGAUGACAAAUCAGAGCAAGAUUACUGAAUGUAAGUACAUUAUUUACCUUCAGAGGUGAAUGUACCAAACAAUUUGCUGUGAUAAGUGUUUUGUUGUUGUGCACUCUCCUCAAACAAUAGCAUGGUAUUUUUUCACUGUAAUAGCUAAUUUAGGCUUUCUGCCCAUAUAAGACAUGUCUAUGUCCUGGACAGUUGGCUAUUGUUUACAACACCAUUCUAGUCACAUAUCUAUUGAGCAACAACCGCUCCAUAUAAGGGACACCGAUCCCACAGAGGUUAAGACUGCAUCUCCACUCCUCUGUCCUCUAUUAUAUAAUCUAUAAUAAUAAUUAUUGAUCUCCUGUGUCCUCUAUUUGAUCUCCUCUGUCCUCUAUUCGAUCUCCUCUGUCCUCUAUUCGUUCUCCUCUGUCCUCUAUUCGUUCUCCUCUGUCCUCUAUUCGUUCUCCUCUGUCCUCUAUUCGUUCUCCUCUGUCCUCUAUUCGUUCUCCUCUGUCCUCUAUUUGAUCUCCUCUGUCCUCUAUUCGAUCUCCUCUGUCCUCUAUUUGAUCUCCUCUGUCCUCUAUUUGAUCUCCUCUGUCCUCUAUUCGUUCUCCUCUGUCCUCUAUUGUUCUCCUCUGUCCUCUAUUUGAUAUCCUCUGUCCUCUAUUUGUUCUCCUCUGUCCUCUAUUUGAUCUCCUCUGUCCUCUAUUUGAUCUCCUCUGUCCUCUAUUUGAUCUCCUCUGUCCUCUAUUUGAUCUCUCUGUAUUCUUUCGAUUCCUCUGUCCUCUAUUGAUCUCCUCUGUCUCUUCGAUCUCCUCUGUCCUCUAUUUGAUCUCCUCUGUAUUCUCUUCGAUCUCCUCUGUCCUCUAUUUGAUCUCCUCUGUAUUCUCUUCGAUCUCCUCUGUCCUCUAUUUGAUCUCCUCUGUACUCUCUUCGAUCUCCUCUGUCCCCUAUUUGAUCUCCUCUGUCUCCAUUGUUUUACUAUUUAUCGCUAUGUCCGUCAUUCGACUCUGCUAUUGGGUCUUAUGUAAACAAUUCGAUGUUUCUGAUUUGAACUUGUCAACUGUUGUCGUCUUAUAUAUAUUUGUCUCUACGUAACUCCCUCCGUCUUCAGUCUCACUAAGGAUCAUGUUCAUCGAUUCUGUAUAAUCGCUCGCUUGUCAUCUAUUUCAGCAUUCUCCUUGCUCUAUUCUUGUUCUCAUCUGUCCUCUAUUCGAAUCGUCUCCUCUGUCCUCUAUUGUCUCCUCUGUCUAUUUAUCCUCCUCUAUUCGUUCUCCUCUGUCCUCUAUUGUCUCUCUGUCUUAUUCGAUCUCCUCUGUCCUAUAUCGAUCUCCUAUGUCCUCUUCUAUAUUCGUUCUCUCUGUCCUAUUGUUGAAUCUCCUGGAUUCUCGUUCUCUCCUCUGUCCUCUAAUCUCUCCUUAUGAUCUCCUCUGUAUUCUCUUCGAUCUCCUCUGUCCUCUCUUUUCCUCUCUCUGUCUCCAUUGAAUGUUUAUCUUUAUCGCUAAUGUCGUCCAUUCAAGACACUCCUGCAUUAAAGGGUCUUAUUAAACAAUCUUCAGAUGUUUCAUGAUGUUGAACUUGUCUAACUGUUUGUAACGUUUUAUAUAUAUUUGUCUCUGUAACAGAUAACUCCCCCUCCGUCUCUGCCAGACCAACUGAAGGAGAUGUUUAAGCAACAGGAGGUUGUUCGUAUGAAGCUGCGCUUGCAACACAGCAUUGAACGGGUAUGUGGAGCAAUUAAACUCAGUCCUAUUCGAUCUUCCUUUAUAGCGUGAUCAUACUUAUUUUAUAAACAUUGUUAUAUAUACUUUGAAAACUGUUUGACGUUACAAAUACAAGCUUUUAUCUUAUUAGCUGCCUUCUCUGCUUUGUUCAGUCUCAACUAUUAAACUCAACUCUGCCUUUCGUCCCUAAUGAAUUAUUACAAAAACAAAAGCAUCCUUAUGUCUUGGCUAACUCAACACCCUCUUCUCUCUUUCCAGGAAAAGUUAAUCGUCUCCAACGAGCAGGAGGUGUUACGAGUUCACUACCGGGCUGCCAGAACGCUAGCCAAUCAGACGCUCCCGUUCAGUGCGUGCACUGUGCUAUUGGACGCCGAGGUGUACAACAUGCCUCAGGAUGCCCAGGCAAGUGGCAUGAUGUCACGCACUGUAGAAUCCGUAAGUUGGUAUCGACUAAUCAAUUAAUCAAUAGAUCACAUUUAUUUAAACUAAAAUAAUGUAGGUUGGCAUCAAUCAACUAAUCAAAUGUAUUUAUAAAUCCCUUUGUAAACAGAAGUUGCAUUAAACAUUCUAGUCAUUAAGCAGACACUCAGUGAUUUACAGUUAGUUGACACAAAGUGCUUUUACAACGGAUGGUUUUUAAACCAUAAUGGUUUUAACAGAGUUGUAACUCUAACGCUGCCAGUUGUGGGUAACAUUGUAUUAUCAAUGUUGUGUUUGUUGUGUUUCCAGGGUGACCAAGAUGGCAAGACGUCGGUGAGGGAUCGUUUCAACGCCCGGCAGUUUAUGUCCUGGUUGCAAGAUGUGGACGACAAGUUUGAUAAACUCAAGGUACGCUUGGUCUCUGUUAAAUGUGGCCCUGCUUGCAGCAGUAAAACUAGUGUUGGAUCAUAUACCCAAAGUAAUCUAUGGUGUAAUGUUUUGUUCAUCCAUUCAGGAUGCUACAGUAAGUAGCUAACAUAUGGUUUUCAGGUAGCUUCAGCUGUAUUUUCCGAUAGGACUUCUCAUUUUGAAAUGUAUUCAUUUUGCAAAACAAGCAUCUCAACGGUGUCAAAAUUGUCUGAAUUGGUUUUAGGGUGUCUCAUAUCUCUGUCUUAUCUCGUUUCUCUCUCUCUCUCUCCCUAAAAAAAAAACCACUCUCAUCUUAUAUCUCUAUAUGUAUAUCUCUUCUGUUGUCUCUAUCUAUCCAAAACACUCUUCUAUCUGUGUAUCUCUGUCCUCUCUGUCUCGGUCUCUUCUGUCUCUCUCCGUCUCUUCUUCCCUCUCUCUCUGUCUCUGUCUCUCUCUAUCUCUCUCUGUUAGUCUCUUCUCUCUCUGUCUCGGUCCUAUCUCUCUGUCCUCUCUGUCCUCGCUCUCUGUCUUAUAUGUAUUCUCCUCUCUCUCUCUCUCUUCUCUCAAAAAAAAAAAGAAAAUCCCCAAAAAAAAAAAAAAAUAAAAAAAUACCCCCCCCCUGACCUUCUAGUAGAUAGUGUUCUCUUGCCCAAUCCCACUUUCUCUUCUCUAUAUCCUUCCCCUAUCUCUCUCCCUCCCCCUCUUACCCUCUCUCCCCCUCUCUCUGUCUCCUCUCUUCUCCCCUCUUCCUCUCCCGUUUCCCUCCCUCUAUCCGAUCUCGUGUUUCUGAUCUGACCAGCAUAGAAAACACCCUUCAUCUUCUCCCUCUCUCGUCUCUCUCCCCCCCCUCCGUCUCUCUUCCCCCUCUUCUCUCCCCCCCUCCCUCUCUCCAGACGUGUUUGCUGAUGCGACAGCAGCAUGAGGCAGCAGCUCUAAAUGCUGUACAGCGUCUCCACUGGCAGCUGAAACUCCAGGAGCUGGAUCCAGCCAUGUACAAGUCCACCUCCAUCUUCGACAUACCCGAGUUCUACAUCCCCCUGGUAGAGGUCAACGACGACUUUGACCUCACGCCCAUAUGA